GCUCUCCUUUUGUUGAAGCGUUACCAGUCACGUCUUAUUUUUGCAUUUACGAGUCACUCCUUUGUAGGAGUCAUCGUAUCACGAGUUUCCACACACAGCAACAAAGUUAGAGCUUUCACAUGCAUUCUUUCCUUUUCCUUAUCAGAUAUGAUUCGAGACCAGCGUGAUGAAGAGCGAGGCAUCUACGUUGCCCCUCCUUUGACGGAUGAUGGAAUCGAAGAUGAAGAUCUCGACAACCCCGUGACACAUGUGCUCAACGUUGAAACCAACCACCAUGGCCAUGAUGGCACAAGCUUUCGUAUGCCAGUCUGGCUCAGAGAAUCUUCUUCUUCUUUCCAAUGGCGUUGGAUCCCUCUUCCACUGCGAAAGGCUGGUCGGGUUACAGCCCGCUGGGUCAAAGGUCCCGAUCCACCUCAUGAUUUGCUGUUUCAGCCAUUAUUUCCCAAAAUCCAGGAGAUACCGGUGAAGUUUUUCGAUAGAUAUGCUCCCAGGAAGGCACAUAAAGUGGCAUUACUUCUUUUGGUAUAUUUUCUUUGGCUGUUGCCAUGGUUCCUUAUUAUUCUCAAGGCCAAUACAUCUGGCAAUAUUGAAGACUAUGGUCGACCACAGGUCAUAUCAUGUGCGGCAAGCUAUUGGGCCGCCGGAAAUCGCUGUGGCUUGAACGGGAAUGAAUGCCGGCCCUUUGACGCCUCUCACCUCGCAUUCCGUUGUCCAGGUAAUUGCAAAUCAGUCAUCCUUCAACAGGAACGGACCGUUGGCAACCAAACCCUCAAUUACCAGUCUCUUGUUGUUGGUGGCCCGGAACCCGACUCUUCUGAACUGGGCAUCUAUCGAGCUGAUAGUUUCAUUUGCCAAGCUGCAAUCCAUGCAGGUGUCGUGAGCGAUUCAAGUGGUGGCUGCGGCGUGCUGAAAUUGAACGGCGCAGGACACUCAUUCCCAUCGUCCACUCGGAACGGAAUCACUUCGACUGGGUUUCCAUCGACAUUUCCAAAGUCUUUCUACUUUUUGUCACUUUCCGAUUCACAAAACUCCUGUCCAGCAGAUCCACGAUGGCCAUUGCUCGGCAUCACAGCGGCUUCCGUCGCUAUAAUCAGUAUUUUCACACUAUCUCCAGGAGUUUUCUACUUUAGCACUUUUAGUAUGCUCAUUUUACACGUGGGAGUCGUAUCUGACCCUCCAUAUUUCCCUUCACUAGCGGAGUUAUUUUCUAUUUUGCUCUCUCGCCUACUUCCGGCAUGCUUUAUAGCAUACGUUCUUUAUCUCUAUGCGGCUCGACCACUUUUGCAGCGAGUAGCGCAUCCAGGAUAUCAAAUUGAAAAGUCAAUCUUGUACUUGACUCCUGCAUUUAUCGGUGCCCUGAACAACUACACAUUCGCUCUCUGGAUACCCCUUCAACGUCUGACUCCACAUGAUCUGGCAAACCAACCUGGUGCCAAGGUUGCACUCGCUACUGUGGUUUCAAUAAUUAUCGUGAUUGUGCUAAGUCAAGCGUGGCUAAUUCGUCAAGCGGGCUUAAUGCCACGCUAUUUAAAGGUAUAUCUUUCAUUCGUCGCCAUACUUCUUUUCCUGCUGGCAUUGCCGGGCCUUCGACUUCGGAUUCACCAUUAUAUACUUGCAAUGUUGCUUAUGCCAGGCACCAUCAUUCCAACUCGUGCAUCUUUCAUUUACCAAGGGUUACUCUUGGGCUUAUUCGUCAACGGUGUCGCGCGGUGGGGUUUUGCGUCUAUUAUUGAAACACCCGCAGCUCUAGGAGAAGAUCCAACAGGUCCCGGUGGAUGGUGGGGUGCUUCAUAUCCCAAUAUCACCAAUGCAUCUGUGUCCAUUCAUUUAGACAAAGCGUCCCCGAUGCAUCCAAUAUUUUACAAUAAUGCAAUUGGCAGUGGCAGUGGCUCCGCAUAUCGUGGUAAUGGAAACAUUACAUUUCAUCUCUGGGAGCGACAACGCAUGGAGCAUCUCGGUGUUGACGGUAUCAGCGUUCUUUUGAACGACGUCGAACGUUGGCGGGGAUAUCUCGAUGAAGACCGAAAGGGGAAAUUCACCUGGCGUCGACAGGGUCACCGGGGUUUGGAACUAGUCAAUUACAGUGACGACCUCAAUUUACAAGAUGUUGACAGCGGGGAUGAAUCUGACGAUGACAUGGUUUCUUUCACGGUGCAAAAGGAUGAAUUACACCGAAGAUCGUCAAUAACUGAGCAAGCAAAAGAUGAAAAUGAGGACGAGCCACAAGACCUCUUUUUCCGCUUCGCCUUUUUGAAAGGAUCUGAAGCUGGACAUUAUGGGGGAGCUGGUGUUUGGCUUCGGGAUGGAAGAUGGAUUGAUCCCCCGCCGCAACAGAAGCGAGGUUCAUGA
Talaromyces stipitatus ATCC 10500 is the source of this 2349-nucleotide messenger RNA. Its product is annotated as LCCL domain protein. The record is from RefSeq and is a predicted model, not a curated record. The transcript is spliced from 2 exons. NCBI's taxonomy places the organism in Eukaryota, Fungi, Ascomycota, Eurotiomycetes, Eurotiales, Trichocomaceae. The coding region runs from base 148 to 2349 and encodes 733 amino acids.